This is a messenger RNA of Aspergillus costaricaensis CBS 115574, 1269 nucleotides long. Its product is annotated as bZIP transcription factor. The record is from RefSeq and is a predicted model, not a curated record. NCBI's taxonomy places the organism in Eukaryota, Fungi, Ascomycota, Eurotiomycetes, Eurotiales, Aspergillaceae. Gene Ontology annotation, molecular function: DNA-binding transcription factor activity. Gene Ontology annotation, biological process: regulation of DNA-templated transcription. The transcript has 3 exons. The coding region runs from base 1 to 1269 and encodes 422 amino acids.
AUGUCGCAGGCUACCUCGAAACGCGAAAAGAAGAGAGUCCAAGAUCGAAAUGCACAACGCGCUGCUCGCCAACGCACCAGAGACCGACUGGCCCUGCUGGAGCUCCAAGUCUCGCAGCUGCAAGGCGGCGCAGACAAGGCACUUUCGGAUGAGCUCAGACAGAUGCGCAAAGAGCGCGACGAGUUGCGCACACUGGCCGAUCAUUUAGUUACUAUCGCUGAAGCGAUGAAACUAAAAUUGAAUUCCAAUGACGAUGAAGCCGCCCAGGCUGGUACAGAAGAAGGACACACUGAACCGGAUCCUGGUCUAAUUAGUCGAAUCUUCCUCGACUACGAAGACCUGAAGACGGUCGACUCCACGCCAUUUUCACCGCUCUGUGACACGCACAUCAUAGUACAUGGAGUAUUAAAUGGCUGGGAUGAUCCUGUUAGCGAGAAUGAGGAACCGAUACAGCGCCUCUUGGCUCACUUGCAUCGCCGGUUCAUGCUCUUGCGACCAUUGGCAAGGCCGAUAGACCAGCUGGCCUUGCUGUACCUUGUUCAAAGGGCGUUCUUGUCUUUGCUCACGCAACAUAGCGGGUGCCAUUUAUAUGCGUCACAGAUUCCAGGCUGGCUACGACCAACGCCACAACUACGCUCCCACUUGCUCUCUACCCAAUCAGAAAAUGCCAUAGUUACCCAUAACGAAGCAUGCGAGACAUUUGCGAUGGAUGCGCUUCGCGACAUGUACUUUUCCCCGGCGCUGAAAUUCGAAGACGCAUACGAAAUCAGCCUUGACCGCAGACUAGCCGUUAGUCCGCAAUUUCGACAACAUUUUGCUCCGACUUCUGUCUCGUGUCCUUUCGCUGUCGGAUCGGACUUUCUCAUCGCACAUCCUGAUCUCCGAGGUUUCGUUCCUGAGUUUGUCAAGGACACAAUUAGUAGACCACAACAUUGUACUGAGAGGAUUUCCGAAUUGGCAAGUCUAUCGCCUUUUAACCAGCCGUGCUUACUCCUAGAGAAAGAUCUUGGAAUCCCCAAGCUCCCUUCAUCGCAGGAUAAGCCAUCGUCUCAAGGUUUAUGUGGGUCGGAAGAUGCGAACUUGUGCCAUCAAGUUCAGCCAUUGAACCUGAUGGACCCGACCGAAGGCGACUUCGGUGGCGAGCCGAGUAGCUAUUGGCAUGACUCCGUUGAGCUAAUGGGCUAUGAUGACAUCGAUGCAACUUGGCUUCUGAGAUCGACUGUCACGGCUGAGAGUCACGAUCAACUCAGCGAGGGCCAGCCUAGCUAG